AUGCCUUCCUCAAGUGCCGCCAGUUCUCGCAGCGGCUCCAUGCAGUCACAAGAAGGCUCCAGCAAUGUCAUUCAGAGCAAAGCCGAUCCCAAUGCCGCCCUCUUCGAAGCACAGCCCAUGGCUGUCAGUGCCGACUUGGGAAGUCGAGAAAUCUUUUCCUUGAGAAGCAUGCAACACAAAGACCGAGAAGGCAAGAUUAUCACCGACCCAGACCUCUCCAACCCAACCCGCCCUCGUCUCGAGAGGCCUCUCGACACCAUUCGAGGAUUUGAAGCCGCGAUCGAGUCGACGCGAAAGCAGAACCGCAUCUGA
This is a messenger RNA of Penicillium oxalicum, 312 nucleotides long. Its product is annotated as DUF2406 domain-containing protein. The record is from RefSeq and is a predicted model, not a curated record. Lineage: Eukaryota; Fungi; Ascomycota; Eurotiomycetes; Eurotiales; Aspergillaceae. Bases 1 to 312 code for a protein of 103 amino acids. The transcript has 3 exons.